Molecule: messenger RNA, 3620 nt
Organism: Maylandia zebra (zebra mbuna)
Lineage: Eukaryota; Metazoa; Chordata; Actinopteri; Cichliformes; Cichlidae
Gene: dclk1a
Product: doublecortin-like kinase 1a
Biological process (GO): protein phosphorylation; intracellular signal transduction; axoneme assembly
Cellular component (GO): axoneme
Molecular function (GO): ATP binding; protein kinase activity
Source: RefSeq, a predicted model, not a curated record
CGUCUCUCCCAUUCACCACAGUUUAUUAUCACACUCGGACGGAGCGAGUACAGAGGUGCUGUUCUUCCUCCUCCUCUCUUUAUCCCAUUUUGGAUUAUCACUGUGCUUUUCAUCAUGCUGGAAGUGGAAGUGAACGGGACGCCGGCCAGUCAGCUGUCAACUCCUCAUUCGGGAAAAUCUCCCAGCCCCUCCCCAACCAGUCCAGGCAGCCUUAGCCGACGCAGGGGGUCCCAGGGUUCUUCCACCUCUCUGUCUUCCACUAAAGGUUCGAGCCCAGUGGAAGAUGGUGAUGGACUUGUUCCUGAAGCUGAAGUUCUAGUCAAUGAGGUUCCAGCUGUGCCGUCCUACAUAUCAGACCGUUACAAGGUGGGGCGAAUGUUAGGAGAUGGGAAUUUUGCAGUCGUCCGGGAAUGCACGGAGCACUCCACAGGACGAGAGUACGCUCUGAAGAUCAUCAACAAGGGCAAAUGCAGAGGCAAGGAGCACAUGAUCCAGAACGAGGUGGCCAUACUUCGCCGGGUCAAACAUCCAAAUAUCGUCUUACUCAUCGAGGAGUUUGACACUUACAACGAGCUCUACCUGGUCAUGGAGUUGGUCAAGGGGGGAGAUCUGUUCGAUGCCAUCACCUCUGCCAAUAGAUACACAGAGAGAGACGCCAGCGGCAUGCUCCACAAUCUGGCCAGCGCCAUCAAAUACCUUCACAGCCUCAACAUUGUCCACAGAGACAUCAAACCAGAAAACCUGCUGGUGUACGAACAUGCAGAUGGCAGCAAGAGCCUCAAACUGGGAGACUUUGGUUUGGCGACCGUGGUGGACGGACCCCUCUACACUGUCUGCGGGACCCCAACAUAUGUAGCACCUGAAAUCAUUGCAGAAACAGGGUAUGGUCUUAAGGUUGACAUCUGGGCAGCUGGAGUCAUCACCUAUAUCCUCCUGUGUGGUUUCCCACCCUUUCGGGGGAGCAGUGACGAUCAAGAAGUGCUUUUUGAUCAGAUACUAAUGGGUCAGCUAGAAUUUCCUCUGCCCUACUGGGACAAUGUGUCAGAGACCGCUAUGGAGCUGAUUCGAUCCAUGCUGGAGGUGGAGGUCGAUAAGAGAUACACUGCCCUCCAGGUGCUGGAGCACCCCUGGGUCACUGACGAGGGUCUGUGCGAGAAUGAACACCAGCUGUCGGUAGCAGGAAAGAUAAAGAAGCACUUCAACACCAGCCCAAAAGGCACUGACACCACUGCUGGAGUGUCAGUCAUUUCUGCCACCCCUCUUGAUAAGGAGAGGCAGGUUCUCGGACGAGGAUGCCACCCGGAUGUGAAACCGCUGCCGCUGCAGAUGAUGCCAACUGUGAAUUCAGUAACAACAACAACAAAAACACUACGGGCGGAGCCCCCCAGUUGCCUCCCUGGCCUGCCCACGGCCCCUCCCUCUCUGACCCCUGACACUUGCUCUGACCCCUCCCCAGACCCCAGACUCCCAUCCGACUCUGAUGACAUCUCCAUCAGCUCAGCCAGCACCGCCUGCUCCCCCAGCUCGCCCUUCUAGAGAGCAGGCGAAGGGGAGUAGGGGGAGGAAGAGGAGGAAGGUGUGCAAAGGAGGAGGCGGCGAGGGAAAAUCCUCAUCCAGCUCCUCCCUCUGCAUGUGGAGGAGGAGGAGGAGGAGGUGUCAACCCCUUUCUCCCAGUAUCUCUGAAAAAAAGAAAUAAAAAUAUCAACAGAGAACUUCACACUUCCCUGAAUCCAACUUUCCGAACCUGGAGGAAAGAUGGACCAAGGGGUGGAUAAGAAGACGUUAGAGAGGUUGGGAGAAAGAUUCAAGAGGCAACAAGAAACAGGGAUCGAGAGGAAGAGGGGAAAGCCAGAGUGAGGUGAAAGACUUUUGUUGAUUUCUUUUUAACAUUUUCUCAUCUGAGCACAUGUUGUAGAGCUCAAGGAGCAAGAAAGGGCUUUACCCUUCAGUGAUGAUCCGGGCUCGACAUGGAAACUUCCUCAAGGCGGAACAGCUCUACAAGGCAAUAUGAGAAUAUGGACCAAUGUUCAUGUUUUAUUGAACCUUAUUUAUUCAUACUUUAAUUCACAGCAUUUUUUGAUAUGUAUUUCUCUUUUUCAUAGAAAAAAAAACAAUGUUUUUAUUGACUUCUCCUUAGAGCUUGGUGGAUUUAAAAUAAUGGCAAAGUGCUUAGAAGUAGAGUGCAGAAACGUUUAAGUAGGUGACAGCAGACGUGAUGAAAACACAAUGUUGGAAAGCGAGCUAAAACACGUUGGGGAAGGAUUUUAUGGUUUUUUUCAGUUGCAAAAUGUGUUUUAAAAAUGGCUUUGAUGAAAAAAAAAAAAGAUGAAAUUGUGCUGUGACGCUGUGCUCAACACAGUUUCGGCGCUGCCUUCCCCCGUAACGUUGGAUCGCAGUCAUACAGUUUACAUUUUACACAGACUGCUAUUCUAAGACGACAAUGGUGCAUUUGACUGCUCCUUCUGGUUUUGUUACUUGCUCGGUUCACGACAUCUUGAUACACAAAACUCAGCAGCAUCCUGGUGCUUGUGUAGCAAACUCGACAUCUGAACCCAUUUGUCCUCAAGCCACACAUUUUCACAGUGAUCAUCACGCUAAUUCUUUUUAUAUUUUAUGAACACUAGACACAUGUUUCAUCAACAUGUUCAAGCUAUGGUUGGUGCAGCUCAAGUAUAUGGUUACACAGACACGUUUUCAGAUGGAGAAGGCGCACAGUUAACAGUUCACAAGAGGUGCCUAUUUGCACAUUUGCACUGCAGUCUAGGUGCAGUGAGACAUGAUCGAGAGAAUGACAGUAUGGAUGCCAGAGAACCAGCAGUACAGCGAAAAAGGGUGGAGGAGAAUUUAUUUCAGCUCUGUACAACCUCAUUCAUGGCUUCAUUUCUUCAGAUGAAAGCAUGACAGACAUACAGUAGCCUAUUCUUAUAAAAGAAACAGUUUAGUGAUGAAGUAUUGUUUAUAUGUUGUGUAAAUAACAAUUUUAUUUAUUUUGAUAGUUCACAAUACAGUAUAUUUCUUUACUAGUAGUCAGUCUAUGAGAAUUGUACAAUAAUAAUACAAAAAAAUACAACAAAAUCAGUCAUACAUGCGUAUCAGUCAGUCAGCGAAGAAAAAAAUAAUAAACUAGAGGAGAUCAUCAGGUUGAUGUGAAGCGUUAAGCAUGGGUGAGUUGGAUGGAUCGGUAGUGGAUAUGAAGAAGAGAUCAUCAACUUUGCCUCCUACUGGGAAUGAUGUCACUUCUUUUCUUCAGAAAAGCAGCCAGUAAUAUGGUUUCCCUUAAACUGAUGUGAGAUAAGAGAUGAGAAGACAGAUGAGUGAGAGAAAUACACAGAAGUGUUAGGUUUUUUUGUUUGUUUGUUUUUUGCAGAUGAUCUCCUUGCAGUCGUCACACCAGUCAGACUCUCUGUAUUUAUUCUCAUCAUUGCACAUAUGCGGUAAUGUGCUGCCAUAUUGACCAGAUCAGUAUGAACUUGUGCUCUCCAGCGCACGGACACGUGGUUUACCAAAGUGCUCUCACAGCUGACCCACUGUAUUACAGUCCAUUGCAAUACCAAUACCUGUACCUCUGUUCAACAAUGGUCUAUGACUAUAGUAAUAAUUAAAAUAUGUUUAAAAUCAAA